GUCUAUGGUAGUACUCAACAAAAAAAAGCAAUGAAGUAAAAUGAGAAAAAUGAAAUUUACUUGUUACUAUUGUUUCAUUUAAUUUGUGAGAGAGUCAAGUUGUUUUGCAUAUUUAAUAGUAUUUCAGUAAAUACAAGAAAUACAAUUACAUCCAAAAAGUAAUGGUUGUAUGUUGCUGCGUUAAAAUAGUACAAUGGCGAAAAGAAAGAAGGCAGCAGCAAAAACCGUGGCAACACGUCGUACGACUCGAAGCGCUAAGCAGCAGGCCGAAGCAGCGUCGGUCGCUGACGGUGAAGCUUCUGGUUCAGUCGAGGCACCCCCUUCGGAACCUGGCCUCGCAACAGAGCCAAUACCUACCGACGCACCCACUGUUCCAGAGUCGCGGGCUCCAGAGGCACCAGAAACAUCAGAAUCACCAGGCACUACUCUUACAAAACCUUGUCAAGUACCAACCGUAGCAUUGCAUAAGAAAUUCGGUAAAUAUCGAUGUUUAUUUAAUAAUGAUGAGACAUUCACUAGAAAAUAUGAUAUUGGUAGUGACAGUGAAACAAAUAGUAGUGUAGAAAUAAGAGUUGUUGAUCCUUGUGCAAGCUCCGAGUCAGACUCCAAUGCUGCUUUAGAUACACAGUCUGAUACUAACAGUGGAGCUAAUUUAAGCCCGUUAAAUAGUACAAUAACAGUACAGAGCAAUUCAAGAGACAUAUCACCUGUACCUGCACUGACUGAAUUAUCAUCAACUUGUGAAACAACACUUUUGAACAAAGAUGAAGCGAAUGAAAAGUCUGAGGAAUUAAAUACUGUUGAUUUGUUAGAAACUGACUCCACUCCUAGUAGUCAUGACAAACAAGUUAUUGAUGAUUCCUACAAGGAAUCAAAGAUAGAAGAAAUACAGGUUGAAGACAUUCCAUUGGAAGAAGAACAAAUGGAGUUCACAGGAGAUGAUGAUGAUGAGGUCAUUACAAUUGUUCAGAUAGUAGAAGAUGACCACCCAGAGCUUUAUUACAACAUCAAGAUUGACAGUCCACAAGAGCACAUAGCUGAACAAAUUGAUAAUGAAGAGAGUAAGGACAAUUCCCAAAACCACGAUUUCCAAGAACAUUUUGAAAAGUUAAAUAUUGCCACAUCAGAUUCGAACAUUCCUAUGGAAUGUUCAGAAGUAAUUGAGAUCUCAUCUUCACCAUGUUUAACUCCUGAAAUGCAAUAUAAAGAAAGUUUAAAUGAAGUUCUAACAAGGCCAGAUCCUAGUCUCACACCAAGUUCUACACUCUCAGAUGAUAGUAACUCAUCUAGAGUUGCAGAACAAAACCAGAAUAACUCUAAUGAUUCAGCUGAAUCUUCUCCUACUGGUGUUAGGAGAUCCAGUCGUAUUAAGACAAUAAGCAAUAUGAAACAGAAAACAAAAGGAUAUGGUUUGGUGAAAACUCCAUUAAAGAAGGCUUUGAUAACACAGACAAAACUGAAACUUGAAGAAAUUGGAUCUGAUAGUCAAGAAAAAUCUAGUGAGUCUUUGCCAGGUACUACACCUAAUUCCCCCUCCUUUCCUGUGCCUUCUGAGAUGCCUGUGAAGGUGAAGUCUCGGUGGCGUAGGUCUAGUGAGUUAGAGAUGGGUGCUGGCUCCCCUGCAAACUCACCUUUGGCAAGCCCUAGUCUACCACAGCGGUUACCUCCAGUUGCUGAGUGUCCUAGUUUACCAGAAGAAGAACAACAUGCUCCUCCUUUGACAAAAGAAGAUUAUGAUAGAAUAAUUGAGGAGAGAAUGAACCAGUACCAACAUUUAGAUGAAAAUGAGUAUUUAUGUGAGCGGAUGAUUAGUAAAGAGACAAAAAAGAUGACUUGUGACUGUUUUAUGACCAAAGAAGAAUUGGAGAGAGGAGAACUAGCUUGUGGAGAGGACUGCCUCAAUAGACUGCUCAUGAUUGAAUGUAACUCGCGAUGUCCAGUAGGCGAUAGAUGUACUAACAGAAGAUUCCAGUCUAAAGAAAAUGCACCUCUUAAGGUUUUCUAUGCUGACAAAAAGGGGUGUGGUGUGGAGGCUAUUGUUGAUAUCCCAGCGGGCGAAUUUCUUCUCGAAUAUGUGGGCGAAGUGCUUGAUUACGAGCAAUUCUACAAGCGGGCGCAGGCGUAUUCGGCUGAGAACAACCUGCACCACUAUUUCAUGUCACUGAAGGGCGACACGGUCAUUGAUGCGACACUCAAAGGCAACAUAUCACGUUUCAUCAACCAUUCUUGUGACCCCAAUGCUGAAACACAGAAGUGGACUGUGAAUGGUGAGCUCCGGAUUGGAUUCUUCAGCAAGAGGGACAUUGUAGCUGGAGAAGAACUCACAUUUGAUUAUCAGUUCCAGAGGUUUGGAAAGGUGGCGCAGCGAUGCUACUGCGGCGCUGACAACUGCCGCGGCUGGAUUGGGGGCGAGCCGGACUCCGACGAUGAAGAUGACGAGGAGGAGGAAGAUGUGUCUACCUCGAAGUCUGGUACAACGGAGUCUUCAGAGGAGUCUCAUGCCACACCAACAGAGCAGCCCCGACCAAAAGUUCGGCGACCCAAGAAGGACCGCACCUACAAACCCAAAGCUCCAGACUUGGUGCAAGAUGCUGAUAUUGAAGAGGAUUUGGAAGCCUUGGGCCGUACCGGCGUGAAGAACCAGAGUCAUACACUUCGGCUCUCACGUACUGUGGUCCGCGCGAAGACACGGCGAGCACAAACUGCGUUACUGCGACUGCUGCGUGACGCUGACCUUCCUUGCAGAAGACUUUUCCUUGACUACAGAGGUCUUAGGUUGCUGGCGCCAUGGUGCAGUGAUGCUCCACUUGAUUUCAAGCUAGAAAUGCUGCAAACAGUGGACCGACUACCGAUCCCCAACAAGACGAUGGUACAAGAGAGUCGAUUCUUCACAAUCGUGGAGCGAUGGUUGAGCGCUGCCGAGGCACCGCAGCCACCGCCCGACAACGUGUUCAUUGAUGAGGCUACUGGUUUACCUGUAGAACUACCAACCAGAAAUAGUCAAGAGAAUAUAUCAAGUCCAGAAAAGGUGAAAGAGAAUGCAGUUAUGCUAGAGAAGAUUAAGGAUCUAUCAAGUCAAUUGUUGGAACGAUGGUCUAGUUUGAAGGAAGUGUUCAAAAUACCGAAAAAAGAACGAAUACAGCAAAUGAAAGAGCACGAAAGGCAAGCCAACGUGGAGAGGCGAGCGGCUGAUUCGAGUGGGUCGCGCGAUCGGGACCGCGACCGCAGGGAGGAACGCGACAGGGAUCGCAGGGAGGAGAGGGAGCGUGAGAGGGAAAAAGAAAGGGACAGAGAAAGGGAACGAGACAGGGAUAGAGAGCGAAGCGAUCGAGAACGUGGGGAGAGAGACCGCGGUGAACGAGAACGCGAUAGAUACAGAGAUCGCGAUAGAGACCGAGACAGGGAUAGAGAUAGAGAUGAUAGAGACAGGAGGAAACGAAGGAGCAGUCCUGAGGGUAGGCGGAGUAUCAGGUUAAGCGAGCGUGUACUGGCCGCAGUGCCACCGAUGACGAAGGAGGAACGACGGCGCGCCUUCGCGGAGGCGGCCGCGGCCGCGGACGAGUCGCGGAGACAGCGGGAACGUAUGCAGCACUGGCCUGCUUAUUGGCCACAAGCUGACGCCUUCCAACAGCAAAUGUUCCCUGGUGGUAUGGUCCCCGGUGGCCCCAACAUGAUGAGUAAUAUGGGUAAUAUGAACAACAUGGGCAACAUGGGUGGCAUGGUAUGCGGAGUGCCUGGCCUGGUGCCUGACAUGCCCGCGGACUGGAUGUCUCACGAAUUCCCUCCAGCACCCUUCUGCCCGCCUUUCUGUAUGCCGCAAGCCAAUAUGAUGGGGAUGCCCGGUUUCCCAAUGGGUGGGUUUAUGUUUGGCCAACAAGUGGGCCCUGCUGGACAACCUCCUUUCCCACAAGUACAGCCGCAACCUGAUCAACAACAACAACAACAACCUGCUGCAGCGGCCACAGGGCCGACGGAGGAUCUGAAGGACAUAGUCCUGCCGUCCCUGUGGCGCAGCGCGACGGACCCCCGCGGGCGGACAUACUACUACCACGUCAAGCUGCGACAACCACAGUGGCUGCCUCCUCCACUGCCCACCGAGCCCGAAGAGAGUUCGUCAGAGGAGGAGGAUGAGCAACCGUCUUCGGGCCUGGACAGUCCUCUCGUGCGACGGCAGACCAAAGGGAAAGUCGUGGAAGGAGUCAAUGGCAUUUACGAAGGUGGGGAGACUGACUUUAUCAAAGAGGAAGGUCAUAACGGCCUUAUUCCCGACCAUGCGCUUGUCAGCCUAAAACCAAGGAAAAGAAGACCUGGACUGGUCUCCGAAAGACCUAUUAGUCCAAGGACAGAAGAAGACAAGCUUGCAGGAAGACUAGAAGUGAAGCGGUAUAAGCAGACGAAGGAGAAGUUGCGCAGGCGUCGAGAGAAAAUAUUACAAAAGGUGCGACUGCUCGCCGCUAACAAAUCGCAACGGAGAUUCAAGGGCAGCGUGUUGGACUUAAAGCAAAUGGUGGAAUUAGUCGAUUCGGAGACUGAUUCAGAAGACUCAUCGACCGAAGAAACGACUCCGGCGCCGGUACAAGAAAACCCAAUCGAGAAGUCGGGUAUGUUGGAGGCGUCUCCGUCCCCCGUAGUGGUGGCUCCGUCCCCGCCCGCUGCGGAAGGCGCGGGCGCGGCGAGCACGGAGGACGCGGCGCGCAGGAUCAAGGAGCAGUUCCGCUGCAGCAUGGCGCGGGUCAUGGUGCAGCACCUCAACCCGUACAGGCAUCCCGACGCACCCGCCGCACGAAUCACCUGCACGGCCGACUUCAAACAUUUAGCUAGAAAGCUCACACACUUCGUGAUGCUUAAAGAGCUAAAGCAUUGUCGAUCAGUCGAAGAACUAGUAGUGACUGACUCAGUGCGCUCAAAAGCUAAGAUGUUCGUGAGGAAGUAUAUGGCUAAGUUUGGACCUGUUUACAAUCGCCCUCCGGAGGAGAUCGAUUAGCACAGGAAGGCCGCGAACCGGCCAAAUACCUAGCGUUUGGGACGCCUCUAACAUGAACAUACAUAACAAAAAUGUUACACCUGCGCAGAUUGGUUAAACAAAUAGUGACAGACAGUGCUAAGUCUAGUUUUAAGUGACUUUACAGAAAUUUCACACUGAACACUACAUAUUAGUAUAUUGAUCAGUCUAUUUACUGAUGUACAACAAAUUUAUAUUUUAAACUCACUAGCAAUGGCAGUGAUUUUAUAGCUUCUCACCUCACGGACUGAUAUGUAACAGUGAACAUAACCACUAUUUAAUUUAUUAACACUGAUUUUAAUUAAUGACAAUGAAAAUUACACGUGAUUAAUGAUUUUUGUGACGGUCACACCUCCGUCUUUGGGAUCGUAAAUGAUUUUGUGGGACAUAAGAAUUAAGAGAUGUCGAGUAUGUGCAACAUGUACUGCAUAGAAAAUAAAAACUGAACUAUACUGUAAAUAUAGUGUAAGUCCAUAUAGUUUGUAUUUUUGUUUUUAAGGAACACCUCUUUAGUGUAUAUUGUAAAUUACGUGAUUCUGUGCUUUGACAUGUAUUUUAUUAAAUGUCCACGGGACUAAUGCAAGAGAAAGUAUUUAUGUUUAUACUAUGAUCUCUGGAGUUUUGCUGGACAAUACGCGAACGCAACUCGAAUAAUGAACUGCAACGGUUUAAGUACACAGUAUUAUAAAAAUAGAUUUUACUAAAUAUAAUGGACAGUUGUUUACUGGUGUGUUUGGUUGAUCACACUCUACUAAUUGUGUAGUUAGUUCAAUUUUUCUAUUCCAAAUGUCGAGAUGUUCCCCUCACUAUCAUGAAAUUUUUUAGCUUUGCUAUAUUUUAGACUGAAUUCUAUUAAUCAUAAUAAAAUUUUAGAAUUUCUUAUUUUAAAUCUCUUUUCUGUACUAAUGUGUA
Molecule: messenger RNA, 5914 nt
Organism: Spodoptera exigua (beet armyworm)
Lineage: Eukaryota; Metazoa; Arthropoda; Insecta; Lepidoptera; Noctuidae
Source: the annotation of a GenBank genome assembly